GGAGUGUUAUGAAGCCAGUCUGUUGGUUUAGAGUCGCUCCUGAAUGAAAUUACGUAUAAUUGAAUGAGUUUCUACGAUACGGAGGAGGCUGAUCGGCUUCCAACAGCAUCCGGGCCUGAGGAAGCCAAAAAUUAUGUCAGCAAUCAAGAUUGCCCUGGAGCAGAGCCAGAAGAAGAGCAGAAGGAAAACCUCUGAAGCAAUGUUUGCAGAUGUGUCGCCGAACUCCAAAUGUCCCAUCUGUUUGGACACAUUUCACAACAUUUCUUACCUGGACGUCUGCCUGCACAAGUUCUGUUUCCGCUGUAUUCAUGAGUGGUCCAAGAACAAAGCCGAGUGCCCUCUAUGCAAACAGUCCUUUAAUUCAAUCUAUCACACUAUAAAAUCAGAACAAGACUUUAAGAAGUAUGACCUGCAGCCGGUGGAGAAUGCCUCUUUUGGGACGUUUGGUGGAGUACGGUUUAGAUACCGCACAACUCUUACCGGAGUCCAUCGACAGAUGCGGGGAAGGACCUCUCCACCUUUAGACAACGGAGUAAUGUUUGAGGCCUCAGCAAGCGCUCCCCAACAAUCACAGGACCGCUACAUCCGGCAGAUGAUGAUGAGGCUGGCCGCUCAGAGAAGAGCUGCGAGUGAAGGCAGGGCAGUGAACAGUCUCAGAGAGCAGGAAAUGGUGAACUUCAGGAGGGAACUGUAUCGACGGGGGGUGAAGAUUCGGAGUGUCCGUGAUGGUGGCCGCUCCCGAGAAACCUCGGCAGAGUUCUUCCGAAGAAAUCCUGCUUGCCUGCAUAGACUGAUCCCCUGGGUAAAAAGAGAACUGAUUGUGCUUUACGGAGCCCAUGGCUCUUUGGUCAACAUAGUUCAACACAUCAUCAUGUCGCGCAUUACACGUUUUGAUAUGGAGGAUGGAGCUAUUCAAGAAGAGCUGAGGCCGUUCCUCCAGGGGCGUACAGAGCACUUUCUGCAUGAGUUUAUUAGCUUUGCAAAGUCUCCCUUCAAUAUGGAAGCCUAUGACCAGCAUGCUGCCUAUGACUGCCCACCCACUUUUUCAAAUGAAGACAGCAGCUCCAGUUCGUCUGUAAUAGCUAUCUCAGAGGCUGACGAACACUCAGUGGAUUUGAACCCCCCAGGAGACUCCGCGUCUUCGCUAAGCCACUCUAUGUGGGAUGAUGAGACGCCUGGGCCAUCCUAUUCUACGACGGCAGAGCAGGGCAGGGUAGAGUGUCUCUCGGUCCUCGACUCAGACUCGGACAGCAGUUUAGAGGAGGAGACAGACAAGACUCAGGCUGAAGUUAACAAUGAAGAGUGUCUGUCCUAUGACAGCGAUGACUGUGUCAUUAUACAUUUUUUUAAGCCAACAUCAGAGAGGACUCCGGAGCUGGUUCAGCUGUCCUCUGACUCUGACGAGUCUGCCAGUGAAGAUAUUAAAGCAGUGCCUCUUCUACCUCAACACAUCCGCUUCUCUAGCCUCAGUCCUCAGGCAUCACAGAGUAGUGAUCCGAGUGGUGCUGGACAGUCGGAACAUAUAGAAACUGACCAGUCUCAUCAGUUGGAUUCAAAAGAAAGAUGUAGCUCUUCAGCAUCUAGCAGACACAAGACAUCCAGUAAGUCAGACAAAAAAGACAGAUCAAGGGAGAGGCACUUGUCAACAGACAGGGACCAUCGGCGAAAGAGGAGGUCCAGAAGUGCAGAGCUCAGGCAAUCCAGCAGGAGCCCGGAGAUUUCCCACAUCAGUGUCGGCACAUUAUCCAGAGAAGGAGGUUAUUCAUACUCGAGUGGAAGAGACUACUCAAAAUGUGAUGACAAUUACAGGAAGAGAGACCGUGAUCACAGCUAUCAGUCAUAUCAGCAUUACAGCCAAGAGAGAAAUGAUAGUGGGAUGCAUUAUACAGAGAGGCGGUCCGACUAUUACAGCAGCCGCAAGUACACGGAUCGUCACUCUAGCUCCAGGAGCCGCAGCAGGGACAGGCGUAGACGGGACAGACAUUCUCGUUCUAGGACUUAUUCCAGCAGUCGCUCCCCUUCGAUGAAAAAGAGAUCUCACAACAACAAGCCUGGUGGAAAGAGGAAGUACAAAACCAGGCAUUUGGAGGAAACAUCCCAAAACGCUCUUUCAAACUCCAACGCUGAAGGUGACGCCCCCAUUUUAUCCACAAAACACAAGAAAAAGAGCAAAGAGAAGCGUCGUAAAAAAUCCAAAGACAGGUCAAGGAAGACGAGCAGGAGCCUUAGUGUAGAGCUCGUUAACGAGGAAAUCUCUCACGAGCGAAGCAAGCGUCACCAUAAGAAGAAGAAGAAACAAAAGAAGAAAAGCAAAAGGCACAAGAGUGAUGAACGCACGGAAAAGCAGUCGCCCACGGUCAUCACCAUUGACAGUGACAGCGAAUCGUUUGCAAGCGACACUGAACCAUGCCAGCAGCACUUACAAUGACCACCCCAUCAACAGGACCACAGGUGGCACAUUUGACGACGCCCCUCUGGACUCUGUGGAGUAGUUUUAUGAAAGUUCAGAUUCCCGAUAGUGAGGUGGAAACCCAUGGAUCCACCCAUCUGCGGCUAAUGGCUUCAUUAUGUUGAAGAUCACCAGACCUUGAAGGAUCUGUUGAAUAAACGUGUCUUUAAAUGCCACCUCAAGUGAUUUCUAUGGGCACAGUUCAUUGCAUGAUGGAACACAUCACUGCGCCAACACCUAAACACCUAAAACAAUUAUAUUUUAUCUGCAAAGUGCCACUAGGAACAAGGCAGACAUCUUUUUGAGUGUCAAUUCUUAUUCAUAAUUUAGUUUAAUAGAUGUUUUUUAUUUAUUUUUAUGGUACUCUCAGGGAUGGUAUUGAUUACAGUGAUCCUUUUUUGUGUUCAUUACAAGUUAGCAAUCUUUUUUAGACAACUAUUUCUUCCUGCUGCACACACACAGUAGUAGUUAUCCGCCGAUGGUGUUUGGAUUUUUGAAUGGACUCUUUUAUGUCGUGAAAUUUAUUUCAAAUAAAUUGUAAUGAGUAUGCUCUUCGUUUUCUGAAAACAAAGUAAAUUACUGUACAUUUCUUUGUAUAGAUCACAAAUAUGAGGAAUGAUCAUAAUUAAGCAUAAACAUUCUGUAAUCUCAAACCUUGUAUGUGGUAUAUGCCCCUCUCAAAAUAAAGCUGUUGCUAUAUAAUUCA
Pseudoliparis swirei is the source of this 3155-nucleotide messenger RNA. It is a transcript of the gene toporsa, whose product is annotated as topoisomerase I binding, arginine/serine-rich a. The coding region runs from base 134 to 2428 and encodes 764 amino acids. The transcript is spliced from 2 exons. Gene Ontology annotation, biological process: protein polyubiquitination; protein monoubiquitination. NCBI's taxonomy places the organism in Eukaryota, Metazoa, Chordata, Actinopteri, Perciformes, Liparidae. Gene Ontology annotation, molecular function: ubiquitin protein ligase activity; metal ion binding. The record is from RefSeq and is a predicted model, not a curated record.